AUGCUACCACUUUACUUGUUAACUAAUGCCAAGGGACAGCAGAUGCGUAUAGAGCUGAAGAAUGGUGAUAUAGUGGAGGGUGAGCUGACUAAUGUGGAUAAUUGGAUGAAUCUGACUCUUGCCAAUGUGAAUGAAUACAAAGGUAGUGAGAACAACACAAACUUGCCUCAAGUUAAAGUUGUUAAGUCUAAAGAAAUCUACGUCAGGGGUGUUUAUAUAAAAUAUAUCACACUUCAAGAUGAUAUCAUAGAGAAGGUCAAGCAACAAAUCAACAACAAUAAUAAUAAUAACAAUAAUAGAAAGUUUAACAACAGAAAUCAUCAAAACAACUACGGAUAUAGGAGGAAUAACACUGGUGGUAAUUACAACAAUGGCAACAACAACAAUAAUAAUAAUAACAAUAAUAAUAACAGGAGAAACUACAACAACCGUCGCUACUACAACAACCAAAACCAAAACCAAAACCAAAACCAAAGCCAAGGUCAAAGUCAGGGUCAAAAGAAUCAACAAUUUGAGUAG
This is a messenger RNA of Nakaseomyces glabratus, 519 nucleotides long. RefSeq names its product U6 snRNA complex subunit LSM4 (gene LSM4). Gene Ontology annotation, cellular component: spliceosomal tri-snRNP complex; U6 snRNP; P-body. Gene Ontology annotation, molecular function: U6 snRNA binding. Lineage: Eukaryota; Fungi; Ascomycota; Saccharomycetes; Saccharomycetales; Saccharomycetaceae. The record is from RefSeq and is a predicted model, not a curated record. Gene Ontology annotation, biological process: mRNA splicing, via spliceosome; nuclear-transcribed mRNA catabolic process; P-body assembly.